Molecule: messenger RNA, 2328 nt
Organism: Sugiyamaella lignohabitans
Lineage: Eukaryota; Fungi; Ascomycota; Dipodascomycetes; Dipodascales; Trichomonascaceae
Exons: 1
Coding region: 1-2328 (775 amino acids)
Biological process (GO): positive regulation of transcription by RNA polymerase II; DNA-templated transcription
Molecular function (GO): DNA binding; DNA-binding transcription factor activity, RNA polymerase II-specific; zinc ion binding
Source: RefSeq, a predicted model, not a curated record
AUGGUCGAAUCAGCUGACUUAUUAGGCGAUGAAGGUGUUAUUAAGGUUGAGUCCGAGUCUCAGCCUGCCAAGAGACAUCGAGUCAGUCGAGCGUGUUUGCAAUGUCGUAAUCGGAAAAUAAAAUGUAAUGGACAAGAACCCACGUGUGGUUCUUGUGCGACGUCGGGCACAAAAUGUGAAUAUAGUGAAUCCAAGAAAAGAGGUUUGCCCUCGGGCUACCUCCAACAGUUAGAAGGGUAUGUCAAGCGAAUAGAGCAAAUGCUAGGGGCAUAUAUCAUCAGCAAUAGUCAUGGCGAACAGGAGUUAUAUACUGUAUUAGAUGGUUUGGCUGAAGUCGAAGAUAUGAAUAAUAGGUCCAAGGACGAGAUGGAUCGAGCAUGGCAGAAUUCAGGUGUCUGUAAGCGUUUGAAAGAGAGUGUAGCAAACUCCGAUGGUGAUUCUGCCAGAAGUGAACAUAGAAGACGACUCUCUAUAACGCAGAGCAAGGCAGGUUCAAUCGCCUUGUCAGGAGGUGUUGCUGUCCAAACCCCUUCAAAUAGUAGUCCCGGAGCUGCUGCCAAAAGGAAACUUAAUGAAAAUACUCCAGACGAUGUUCAUCAUGGUCUAGGCAAUAAUGGGGAUGACCGUUCUGGCGCAGAGGGUAUGUUUCGUCCCAAACAAGAUACGAACUCGGCAGUAUCAGACGGGCACAUUUCUGAUGGCAGUCGUUUUCUAUUUCUUGGAGCCAGUAGUGGCAUGUCUCCGGAUUUUAAACCUAUCCUAAGAGCUCGGCCUUAUAUUCAGUCAGCCUCAUCGUUAUUGCUGAUGGGAUCGAAUAAUCUAAUGAAAUCAGGACUAGAUUCAAUGGCAUUGACUGAUCGAAUCUCGUUGCUAGAUACUUACUUUUCAUAUGUUCAUUCCUGGCUGCCAAUGGUAAACAAGGUCGACCUGAUUAGAGUGGCAUAUUCCAUGGAGUCGUUUUCAGGGUCUGAUAGAGAAAUGUUGCUAUGGGCGACACUGGAAUUUGCUUCCCAUAUUUCUCGUAAGACGCGAGAUCUGAAUCCUUUUAGAAUCCAAAUACAGCGAUUUAUCUCUGAAUCGGCUCUAGGACCAGGAUCUUUGGAAAGAGUACAGGCAUUAUUACUAAUAGCAUUGAUAUUUUUCUCUAAAGGCUAUUGGGAUAGUAGCUGGACUACUAUUGGACUGGCUGUACGAGUUGCUUACGAGCAAGGGUUUCAUGCGUUUAAUACCUCCUCUUCAGUGUUCUCGAAAAGAACCUGGUAUGCCUGUUGUAUUAUAGAUACUUUAAUAGCGGCUCGAUUGGGACGUCCUCCACAUACAUCAGAUAAUGAUUUCGAAUUAGAUCCAAUCGAAGAAGAUGGCUGGGAAGAAUGGGAAUUAUGGAAGCCAAUCCAAAGUCCGUACGCUUCGCUGACUGCAAAUUUGAUGGGUAUGGAUGCCAACUCUGGAAAGCCAGCAAACUCAAUUUUCCGGUCUAGAAAUGAAUCUUGGUCUGCAGCGCCCGCUCGAAGCUUAUCGAUAUUUAAUGCACUGUUGCCAUUAGUAAGGUUGUUGAACAAUGUAAUUAGCCAGCUCAACCAGCCCUCUUUCGCUGUAAGACCACGCGUUCAGAGGUCUCUGUUUUACAAUGAUAUUACGGCAAAGCUACAACUAUGGGGUCGAAACUUGCCAGAGCAUUGUUCACUGGCUGAUCUCAGCGUGAAAGCAUCAGAACCCAUUGCACCUCACAAAAUCAAUCUUUAUUUAACAUUUAUAGCGACUGCUUCUCUUUUCUACACAACAGAUGAGUUUGCAACGACUAGCUCCAACUUUUUUGUUCCUCAGGAUACACUACCAACAAUCAGCUCGCAGCUAUUACUAAAUUUUGGUAUGUCAUUUCCACCCAGUCAUGCUUCUCCAUUUUUUGAAUACUUUUCAUCUAUCCCUUUACUAUUGGCAAUCAAGACAAACUCGAUUCGACAAGUUACAUAUCCUGGAAGCACCCCUAGUACGGUCCAGAAGAUUAUUCCUCUAGCGUUUUUGGAAGAGAGCUGGCCUGGCGUAACAUCUCUCAGCUUGCAGUACUUCACAAAGGAGAGAUUCGCCAUUCUUGACGAAUCUGCCAUUUAUGAUAAGAAAAUGUCGCAGAGUUCCAUGCACGGAUUGACAAAUGCGCUACAAGCAUUUGCAGCUGCUGCCAGCUUAGAGGCUGGUCUAGGUACAACUGGCCCGGUAAGUAAGAACCUUACAGUUAUUGGUUUCAUUUUUACUAACAAAAUCAGCAGUCCAAAAUCGAAUCUGCCUUUGCUCCCAAUGAGCAGCAGCCAAUGUCAUCUGUCUCUAACUUAA